Pterocles gutturalis (yellow-throated sandgrouse) is the source of this 774-nucleotide messenger RNA. RefSeq names its product CDK2-associated and cullin domain-containing protein 1-like. NCBI's taxonomy places the organism in Eukaryota, Metazoa, Chordata, Aves, Pterocliformes, Pteroclidae. The record is from RefSeq and is a predicted model, not a curated record. The coding region runs from base 45 to 308 and encodes 87 amino acids. The transcript has 4 exons.
UUGUGGAAGCUCAGUUAACGCCGUUUCAAAUAACUCCUUCAACCAUGGCAAAUAUUGUGAAAGGCCUGUAUACACUACGACCAGAAUGGGUACAGAUGGCACCAGGUUUAUUUUCUAAAUUCAUCCCAAAUAUUCUCCCCCCUGCUGUGGAAUCUGAGCUUCAGGAAUAUGCUGCUCAAGACCAGAAACUUCAAAGAGAGCUUAUGCAGAAUGGAUUUACUAGAGGUGACCAGUCACGCAAGAGAGCUGGAGAAGAGUUAACUUACAAUGGCUCAUCAGCAUGUGCAAGCUCCAGGGGAUACAGAUAGUGAAUAUACUGGAUCAGCUUCUAUUCCUAGCCAGAACAGACACUGGAGGAGCACAGGUGGCAUCCGGAGCCUCGUUUGGCAACUGCUGAUACUCGAGCUCUGACACAAACUAUGCCUCAAAGAAGAGUUUUGAACUUUCUUCUUUAUCUAAUAAAAUGUCAGUUGCUGCUACAAUUGGGAUGACUUUGAAAGAUGUGAUUCCUUGGUUUGCCCUCUCAACAAGUUCAUGUUCUGCAAUUUUUGUGAGGAAUGCACCUUGAAAACCAUCCUUUCAAAGUGGAAAUGGGCAGCCAAAAUCAGCAGCUUCCAAAAGCGUUAGAAUGGAAGAAUCUUUUUUGCACUCUUUUCUUAAUAUUAAGGACAUUCUUAAAACUAGUUAACACGUCAGUGUAUUAGUUUUUAAACUUCAAGGUAUUUUCUGGAGCCUUUACUUAAAUAAUAAGAAUAAAAUUUCAUUAUUUUGCAA